AUCGAUUUAGUGAUGCCGCGACAUAUUUACCUAAGCAAAUACUUCGAUUCCAACUGCAUACGCGUCGCUGGCAUGUGCGCAAAAUGUUACGAAGAGCAGACGGAUUGCAAGAUAAUUGGCGUGAACCGUCGUUUCCUACGUACGAAUUAUUCUAAGGACAUGAAAAGGAAUUUCGAGUACAAUCUGUACAGGGAACGAGCGCUCGAUGAGAAGCUGUCCAAGUGGGAACCGCCGAAGUCACCGCAUCAUCUGAUCGAAGAGACCUUGUACUCGACGCCUUGGCGAUUAUUGGUUGGGACAAUUUUCCUCAACAAAACCAGAGGGAAACUGGCGAAACCGUACAUGGAUAAGUUCUUCGACGAUUUUCCGAACGCAGCCAACGUGAUCAUGGUCGAACCGGAAGCGCUCGCGACUUACUUCGAAAAGUUGGGUUUGAAAAAGCGCGCCGGGCACGUGUGGCAUCUGUCUCGUGAUUAUCUGUCAAAGUCUUGGCGCAGGGCCCGCGAACUGAGCGGCAUCGGGAAAUACGGGGACGACGCCUUCGAGAUCUUCUGCAGAGGUAACAUGACCGUCGAACCGGAUGACCGUUACUUGAGGAUCUACAAAGCGUGGUAUCUAAAUACCAAAAAAUGAAACUUCAUCUGUCAACCAAUUAUUCACACGAAAUCGAAAAACAAGUUCAUAUACACGUAAUAAGACAUUGCUUGUAAAAUAACAUGAUUUAAACGUAAAUUGCGUUUGGCAACGAUAAUCGGUUUUAAUGUUAAUGUUUCAUUAAAGAUAUUUAUGUGCUGGCAUCUAAAUACCUUUGGAUUGGCAGCGCUGUAAACCUGUAAACGUCAGUUUUAUUUGAAUUUAUUCUAAAUUUUUAUUACUUUAUUCCGAACAAAAUUUUUGAGUGAUUAAACUCACAUAAAAUGAAAUGGAUGACAAGGAGUACGUUGAAAUACUGAAAGUGUUGUUAGUGUUAGGGAUAUUUAUUUUUUUGGAUUGGCAGUACUAGUCAGUUACCUGUAAACGUCAGUUUUAUUCGAAACUUUUUGGUUUAUUUCGAACAAAAUUAUUGUGUUAUCAAACGUUUCUUUCUAAAUUGUUUUGGACACUCGCAAAAUUAUGGAGGACAAGGCGUAUAUUGAAAUGCUGAAAAGGCGGCAGGACGAGAUCAAGAAGUGCAUCGAAUCGAUGCCCAGAGAGUGCAGCAUGAAAUACGUGCAAAACAAAUAUGUUCCAGAGAAUAAGUA
Molecule: messenger RNA, 1241 nt
Organism: Nicrophorus vespilloides
Lineage: Eukaryota; Metazoa; Arthropoda; Insecta; Coleoptera; Silphidae
Product: methyl-CpG-binding domain protein 4-like
Exons: 1
Coding region: 13-633 (206 amino acids)
Biological process (GO): DNA repair
Cellular component (GO): nucleus
Molecular function (GO): DNA binding; catalytic activity
Source: RefSeq, a predicted model, not a curated record